This is a messenger RNA of Rangifer tarandus platyrhynchus (Svalbard reindeer), 1542 nucleotides long. NCBI's taxonomy places the organism in Eukaryota, Metazoa, Chordata, Mammalia, Artiodactyla, Cervidae. The record is from the annotation of a GenBank genome assembly.
AUGAGGAAGCGCACACUGCCUGGACCUGGCUUCGGAGCUCUGUGCAGGGAACUGUCGACCAGGGUGGGCCAGGGGCUGGUGAGUCCACAGUUACAGGGACGGGGUCCCCAGACCUGCUGUCCCCCCAGAUGCCACCACGCCCGCAGCGGCUGGGUCGGCCACGCUGUCUGCACAGCGAGCGUGGCGCGUGUCUCGGAAGGAGCCGGUUUUAUCCCUCGUGCUGUUCAUCCCCCUCGGGUGAUUAAGCAAUUAAAGAUCCUCACUGCACAGCCAGACCGCAGGUGGAAACACUCCUGUGUCCUCUGUGGAAAAUCAGAGCUGAGAAAGCGUAACUGGGCAUUAAAGGGGCAGGCGAGGUGCACCAGUCACUUCCUUCCUGCACCUUCUCCUGGGCCGUGCUCCUCGGGGCGGCAUCAUCUCGUCAUCGUCACAGCCCUGAGCUCCAUCCCGGGCAGGAGUCUGGCUCCAGUGACUUCACGCUCCCUGGAUCCUGCUCUUUAUGCCGCUGAAGGCCGAAAGGAGACCACGGCGGACGUUUUGACGCGGGAGGGCGCUGGGGUGGGAGCGGAGGAGGUGCGCCGGGACGCCGGCCGCACACGGGCCGUCUCAGGACGUCUCCCCGCAAAGCACUCGCUGACCGACCGCAAGGCCCAUGGUCCGCGGACGGGGAGACGCCUGCCAGGCGCCCGUGACGGGGCUGGGACCGGCAGACGCGUGAUUCAUGAACUAUUCUGUAAUUUUCUGCUGCGCUUUUGCGUCACGCGGGCAGCAAACGGGGACGUCCCGGCCACAGCCCCGCGCACACGACAGUUCUCUCCCCGUGCCUCGGCGGUCGGGGCCACUCGCUUUGCCCCGGAUUCGGCGAGGACCGCCAGUGCCCAGACUCACAGGGCAGAUCCUCAGGAAGCUCUGGUCGUCCUGGCUCGGAUGCGAUGCAGAGAAAAACGGGCGCAGCGGCUCCGCAGCCGGAACUUGAGUGAAUGUAACGAUAUGGGACCUCUCGCCAACGCGGUAGGAGGAAACGAUCCCGACAUUCAGGAAGACCCCCGCUCCGUGCAGCCGGGGGCUCACCCUGAGCGCGGCGCAGGAAGGCUCGCUGCAGGCGGAGAACACGGCUCCGUCUCUCAAACUCACGGCCGAGAAGCCGCGUCUCCAGUCGGCCGCGUCUCCUCUCGCCGGCGCGCAGACUCGCGGCAGACGCCCAGGUGCCCUCGGCCGCACCCCGCCUCCACCUCCGGGAGUGGCGUCGGAGGAGAACCGCGGGGAGCGCAGGGCGCUAGUGGUGCGGCUCAACCUCUGAGGUCUCGGCUCCUUCUGCUGCUUGUAAACCCGCAGCGGACAUGUCUCAGGUUCUCGGGAAUGAGGAGGUACUCAGUGGCCGGGUCAACGUCCAAGGGCGCGUCCACGGCGGGCAGAAAGGUCAGCAAGCGCGGACGCGGGACUCGACACUUCGUGCCCUCGGGGUGGGGGUGGGGUCACGUGGCUCACUCUGCUCACUUCCAUAACUCGGCACUUCUCACCCAAGCAGAGGGCUCCUGCUGA